AUGUCAAUGAUAGCUGACUCCCUCCUGCUAUCCGCCACAUCUUUUACGAGUAUAAUAAUCCUCAUUAUACAAAAAUAUAAAAUUAAUUCUUCUAUUGAACCUGAUGUUAGCUUUUCAACUGCAGGAAAAGAUUACAUUAAACUUGUACUUGCAUUAUUUCAAGUAGCCUUAUUUUUGUUUUUGUUUUUCGUGAGAGUAUUUCAUGUUAAGGAUCACCUAGAAGUGAAGGAUGCAUUUCAUGCCGGGUUACUUGCGUUAUGCUGGAUUUAUUGUAUGAUGAUGUGCUUAUCGAUCUGUUUGAUUCGCGCAAGGAAUUGGAAAUGGAUCUUGAAUGCACACGUGACAUUGCUCUGUGCGACCGCAUCUCUGGCUGCAACGUGGCAACUGCGAACCGCUUUAGUAUUUCAUCACGACACGACAAGGGAAUUGAUCAUCGCAAUUAUAAAUCUCGUGACCUCCACAAUACUUGCCGCCGUAACGAUAACAACGCCCAAAGGUCCUCCUACGUAUAAUAAGGAAGGUCGUCCGAUCUCAUCAAUCAGUCAUUGUUCAAUUUUGGAGUUUAUCACAUUUAAUAUAACCAUCCCACUCAUUCGUAAAACAUUAAAGACAAACACACUUUACGAUUCGGAUUUGGAUGAAUUGCCCAAUGAAUAUCUCGCACACGAAUCAUUUAAUAAAAUUAAAAGAUGGCGUAAUAAUAAAUUAUUAUAUAGGAUAUGGAAAGCUAAUCAAACGAUCGUUUUAUUAGAAACCUUUUACACAAUCGUCUCGUCAGUUUUGCGUUAUGUGCCGAUCUUAUUCUUGUAUAGUUUGUUGGAUUUUAUUCAAGAGAAUGAAUUCGAAAAUUACGAGUGGGCCAUCUUUUGCAUCUUUGGAAUCUUAAUCGGUGGAUUAUUAUACGUAUUUGCAAUAUCCCAACAUAAUUAUUGGGGUUGUGCCGUGUUGCAAGUGAAUAUAAGUUCCAUGUUAAAUUCGGAAAUUUACUCAAAGAGUUUAACCAUUAAAAGUAACAUUAACGAGAUAGGUAAAGUGAGCAAUUUGAUGGCGGUCGAUGUUAAUAGGGUGGCUCAAUUUGCAAUAUGGUGGGCUUCCAUGCUCGAGGGCCCGAUUCAAAUCGUGGUUGGGUUAUUUUUCUUGUAUAAAUUAUUGGAAAGUGCCUGUUUGAUUGGAAUUCUCGUCUUGGUGGUAAUCUUGCCCAUUCAAAGAUGGUCCGGUCACUACUUUUCUAUGAAUCAAGAACGUCUUAUGAAAGCUAGAGAUUACAGGGUAUCCCUAAUGAAUGAAGUCUUGCAAGGUAUUCGUAUGAUUAAAUUCAAUGCGUGGGAAGAUAAUUGGAUGAGGAGAAACUUGGAUGCACGAAAUAUCGAAUUGAAAUUCCUAAAGAAAAACUUUGUGAUGAUGACCAUAUUCAACAUACUGUGGAUGGCUUCCCCGAUAUUGAUCACGGUCGCUAGUUUCUUAGCGUACACGAAAAUCCUGGGAAACGAAUUAACGGCUUCCGUUACGUUUACUUCCGCCGUCAUAUUCAAUGAAAUUCGAUUUAUAUUAAAUGAUUUGGCCGAAUUAUUCAUGUUAGGUUUGCAAGCUUUGGUUAGUUUACGUAGAAUCGAAGUUUUCUUAACUACCGAAAAUAAGACCCAACGUGAUAAGAACGUGAUUUUUGCGUGUGAAAAUAAAAUGGGGUUUGAGAAUGCCACUAUAACUUGGUAUAAAACUGAAAAGAAUAUCAAUGAAAAUUUCAUAAUGAAGGAUUUAAGUAUCGAAUUCCCGGUAGAAAAAUUGAGUAUUAUAUUUGGUCCAACUGGAUCAGGAAAGACAUUAUUAUUAUUGACAUUGCUCGGAGAAGCGGAAAUUCAAUCGGGCAGUGUGUUUUGCCCACAAAAUCAAAGAUCGGAUGAUCCUGAUUGGAUGAUGGACGAUAGCAUCGCUUAUGUGGCGCAGUAUACGUGGCUGCCCAAUUGCUCAAUACGGGAUAGUAUUUUAUUCAAUCUACCUUUUAACGAAGAAAGAUACAAUCAAGUAGUGAAAUCAUGUGCGUUAGAUAAGGAUUUUGAGAGUUUCGUGGAUGGCGAUCUAACUGAGAUUGGCGAACAAGGCGUAACUCUUUCCGGAGGUCAAAAACAAAGGAUCGCUUUGGCAAGAGCCGUUUAUUCGAGAGCGAAACAUAUUUUGAUCGAUGACGUAUUGAGUGCCGUAGAUGCGAAUACUGCGAAACACUUGAUUGACGAAUGCCUUUCUGGUCCAUUAAUGAAUAAAAGAACAAGGAUUCUUGUCACUCAUCAUUUAAGCUUGGCUUUAACCAAUGCGAGUUAUAUGGUUGCGAUAAAUAAUGGACAAGUCGCUGUUAAAGGAGAAGUAUCGGAAUUAUAUGAUUCCGGUUCAAUAUUUCAAUUCUUAAAGCGUAAACCUGAGGAAGAUGUGAGUAAAAAGAUUAUUGUAUCGGAAACCAAUCGAAUCGAAAAUUCUAUCGGUACUUUAUUACAAGUUCCUUCGGAAGAAACCUCUGUAAUAAUUAAAGAAGAUUUAACCGAUGAGAAGAUCAUUGAUAAAAGUCCAAAUAACGAACUUAAUAAGCCUAGAGUACUCAUACAAGAAGAAGGUAAAGAAUCUGGGAAGGUGAAAUUGGGAGUCUAUCUAAAAUAUUUGAAAUCAAGUGGAAAUUAUUUAUUCUGGAUAAUGGCUUUGAUAUUAUUUAUAAGUACAAGAACGGCCCAAAUUUUGGAAGGGUGGUGGUUAAAUGAAUGGUCGAAUUUAAAUACGACCUUAAAUAAGGAUUUUAAUAUUGAUUUUUACAUAAAGAUUUAUAUAAUAAUAAUCAUUUUUUCGAUGUUUUUCGGUGUCGUUCAGUUCUCUUUUCUAUAUUAUGGCUCAUUACGAGCCUCGAAAAAGUUGUAUCAUCAAUUAUUGGCGACAGUUAUUAAAGCUCCAUUAAGAUUUUUUGAUACUACCCCGAUCGGAAGAAUCUUAAAUAGAUUUAGUAAAGAUUUUGAAAUCAUUGAUAGUAGUUUAGCGGUUGAUUUGGGAUUAUUUCUUCAUAAUUUGCUAAUGAUUAUCGGCGUUAUAAUCGUAAUAAUCACAAUCACCAAAGAAUUUGCGAUAGCAGCGAUUGCAUUUGGCAUAAUUUACGUAAUAAUUGGCGCAUUAUACGCCAAAAUAUCAAGAGAAUUGAAACGAUUGGAUUCGAUAACAAAAUCUCCAUUGUACUCUCAUUACACAGAAACAUUAAUUGGAAUAACGACGAUAAGGGCGUUUAAGGUUACGGAGCAAUUCAUGAACGAAAUGUUGAAAAGGAUAGAUAAUAAUAUUCGACCCUUUUAUUUCCUUUGGGUAGCGAAUCGCUGGCUACAGAUAUGGACAAAUGGCAUAGGAGCGUUUUUCCCCUUUGUCACUGGGUUAUUAAUUCUUUUGAAUUUAGGAAAAAUCAAUGCCAGUUUAGCAGGGUUAUCAUUAUCAUUUGCGAUGACCUUUACAUCGCAAAUCAUGUGGUCGAUACGGAAAUAUACUCAAUUAGAGAUGAGUUUAAAUUCCGUUGAAAGGAUAAUAGAAUCUUUGCGCAUUCGACAAGAGAAUUACCAAGGAGAAAUUGGCAACGAAACGUUGAAGGAAAAGAAUUGGCCUAUAGAUGGAAACAUCAAAUUCGAAGGGUUAAAAGUAAAAUACGCCGAAGAUUUAGAACCCGUGUUGCACAACAUCUCUUUUGAGAUUAAAGGGAAAGAAAAAGUUGGAAUAGUUGGAAGAACUGGAUCCGGAAAAUCAACGAUGUCAUUAUCGCUAUUCAGAUUUUUAGAAGCUACGGAGGGAAGGAUACUCAUUGAUGAUAUUGAUAUUAGUAAAUUAAGUCUUAAGGAUUUAAGAUCCAAUCUUACGAUCAUACCUCAAGAUCCGAUACUGUUCACUGGUUCAAUAAGAUCAAAUCUUGAUGUGUUUUCACAGCACACGGAUUAUGAAAUUUUCGAAUCUCUAAAAAGGGUCAACUUUUUACCCUCAUCAUCAGAACCUACAAACAAUUUUACGAGAGAAUCCGGAAAUAUCUUUUAUAAUUUAGAUACCCAGAUUAACGAAGGAGGUAAUAAUUUAAGUCAAGGACAACGUCAACUAUUAUGUCUUGCAAGAGCCUUGUUAAAGAAAUCUAAAAUCAUAAUCAUGGAUGAAGCUACUGCUAGCAUUGAUUUUGAUAUGGAUGAAAAAAUUCAGAAAAUGAUUAGAACCGAAUUUAAUGAUUGUACGAUCAUUUGUAUUGCGCAUAGGUUACGAACAAUAAUGGAUUAUGAUAAGAUAUUGGUUUUAGAAUCCGGUAAAUCAUGGUACACGCAAAUCAUUGGAAAAUUUGAAAAAGUAAUUUAUGAACGUCUUCCAGAAACUUUAAAAUAUAAUCAAAAGGUUGUUGAUGCACUUGAUGUCUUGAAAGAGAAUAUAUCAAAAAAAGUUAAUGAUAGUUCCGUCCAUCCGGAAAUCGAAUGGGAUGCAGAAGUUAGAUGUUCUAAUGAACUAUGUGAUGAUGAAAUAACUUUCUUGAAAGAAAGGAAAGAGUAUAUAAAAGAAAGUUUUGCUAAAUAUAUUGGAGUUGAUGUUGAGGAAAUUCAUGUUGAUGAUAUCCCUGUAAUUGCGUUUGCCGGAAGUGGUGGAGGAUUUAGAGCUAUGCUCGCCACCACUGCUUAUAUGAGAGCUGUGCAUGACUCCGGUUUAUAUGACUGUGGUGUUUAUUACAGCGGAUUGAGUGGAAGUUGUUGGAACCUGGCGACGCAGUAUUCUUCAUUAUGCGCUACAAGAGAAAAUCCAAUUCAAGCUGUAUUUGAAUUUUUCAAGAAAAAUUUAACACAUCACAUAGCUAAUCCAAUAGGAGUUUUGAAAGCUUUAUCAAAAAAUUCAUCACCAGAAACGGCGGUUGAAUUAGUAUUUGGUGGAUUGGUUCAAAAAGAAACAAUGGAUUUGCCAUUACGUGUAAUAGAUGUAUAUGGAUCUUUAUUAGCUGCUAGACUUUUAAUCGGAACUGAUCCAGAAUCCCAACAUCAGGAUUUCAAACUAAGUCAACAAAAACGAUUUUUGGAGGGUGGCAAACAAAUGAUGCCUAUAUAUACCGCUAUUUAUCACGAACGACCUUGGAAAGAUGAAUUGGAUAAAGAGCAUGCUGAAUAUGUGGAAAAUUAUGAGCAAGCAUGGGCUGAGCAUUCCAAGAAAAAGGAUCAUUUGGCUUGGUAUGAAUUUACCCCAUUUGAAAUUGGUUGUGAUGAACAAGCUGCAUGGGUACCUACAUGGGCUUUUGGACGUAAAUUUGAAUUAGGAAAGAAUCUUACACGUAUACCAGAACAAAAUAUUGGUCAGUUAAUCGGGUAA
This is a messenger RNA of Funneliformis mosseae, 5337 nucleotides long. The record is from the annotation of a GenBank genome assembly. NCBI's taxonomy places the organism in Eukaryota, Fungi, Glomeromycota, Glomeromycetes, Glomerales, Glomeraceae.